GGGGCCGUGCAGCAGGCGGGGCGCGGGUAGGGGGCACCGGAGACAGCGGCUGAGCCGCGGCAGGAGAGCAUUAAGAAGCGUCAGGGAGCGCAGGCCCAGCAGCCAUGGCGGUGGAAGGAGGAAUGAAGUGUGUCAAGUUUUUGCUCUACGUUCUUCUGCUGGCCUUCUGCGCCUGUGCAGUGGGAUUGAUUGCCAUUGGUGUAGCAGUUCAGGUUGUCUUGAAGCAGGCCAUUACCCAUGAGACUACCGCUGGCUCGCUGUUGCCUGUGGUCAUCAUUGCAGUGGGUGCCUUCCUCUUCCUGGUGGCCUUUGUGGGCUGCUGUGGGGCCUGCAAGGAGAACUACUGUCUCAUGAUUACAUUUGCCGUCUUCCUGUCUCUUAUCAUGCUUGUGGAGGUGGCCGUGGCCAUUGCUGGCUAUGUGUUUAGAGACCAGGUGAAGUCAGAGUUUAAUAAGAGCUUCCAGCAGCAGAUGCAGAAUUACCUUAAAGACAACAACACAGCCACCAUUUUGGACAAACUGCAGAAAGAAAAUAAGUGCUGUGGAGCCUCUAACUACACAGACUGGGAGAGAAUCCCUGGUAUGGCCAAGGACAGCGUCCCUGAUUCUUGCUGUGUCAACAUCACUGCGGGCUGCGGAAAUAACUUCAAGGAAUCCACCAUCCACACCCAGGGCUGCGUGGAGACUAUAGCAAUCUGGCUGAGGAAGAAUAUACUGCUGGUGGCCGCAGCAGCCCUGGGCAUUGCUUUUGUGGAGGUCUUGGGGAUUAUCUUCUCCUGCUGUCUGGUGAAGAGCAUCCGAAGUGGCUAUGAAGUCAUGUAGCGGGUGUGUGUGCGCGUCCGGUCUCUUCUGCCUUUUCAUGGAGUGGAUUCUCCAGGUUUUUCAAUUAAACGGAUUAUUUUUUCAGACCCGAAAAAGGA
Molecule: messenger RNA, 919 nt
Organism: Grammomys surdaster
Lineage: Eukaryota; Metazoa; Chordata; Mammalia; Rodentia; Muridae
Gene: Cd63
Product: CD63 molecule
Exons: 8
Coding region: 105-821 (238 amino acids)
Cellular component (GO): membrane
Source: RefSeq, a predicted model, not a curated record